This is a messenger RNA of Striga hermonthica, 1011 nucleotides long. Lineage: Eukaryota; Viridiplantae; Streptophyta; Magnoliopsida; Lamiales; Orobanchaceae. The record is from the annotation of a GenBank genome assembly.
AUGAUAUCGCCAAAGGAGCCCCGCCUCUCUCCCAAACUCCUCUCUCUACUCAACAAUUUCGAAGAGACUCUGUCGAGUCGAAUCAAGAAACUCAAGCCCUCGAGCAAAGAAGAUGUUCUCCGCCUAUCCUGGAUGAGUUGUGCUGUUGAGUCCCUUUGUGAAAUUCACACUGAUGUGAAAACCCUAAUCACCGCCCUUGAACUCCCCAUUUGCGACUGGGAGGACAAAUGGGUCGAUGUCUACUUGGACAACAGCGUGAAAUUGCUCGACAUAUGCAUUGCUUUCACCUCCGAGAUCUCUCGACUCAAGCAGGGCCAUCUCUACCUCCAACUCGCUGUCCAUAACCUCUGUGAUGAUGCUUGCUCGAAGCAGUUCCCUCGUGCCCUCUCGUCACUUGACGGGUGGAAAAAGCACGUCGGCUUGAAAAACCCGAGGCUCGACAAGUGCUUUGCCAUGAUGGAUGGACUCGCCCAGAAGCUGGACCUGCCGAAAAUAAAAAACUCUGCCAAGGGUAAAAUCUUGAUGCGGGCCAUGUACGGGGUUAAGGCAGUCACACUUCUGAUUUGCAGCAUAUUUGCUGCAGCCUUCUCGGGCUCGGCAAAGAAGCUGAUGGACUUAAAGAUCAACGAGUCGUUUUUGUGGGCUGAGACUUUUGCCGAUCUCCAGUUUUUUGUGAAUACCGAAAUUAGGAGCUUGUAUUCGAGCGGGAGAGUCACGGUGCUAAAAGAGCUGGAAGAAAUCGAUAAUGGUGUGAAAAAACUGUACCCUAUCGUUGGGGAAGAUGUGGGGCCAGUCCAGACGGAGAAAUUGCACGAGUUGAGGCCCAAUUUUGGGAAAUCGGUCGAGAAUCUUUCAGUAGGACUUGAUCUGCUCGGGAAGGAAGUGGACAGGUUUUUUCAGAUUGUUCUUACGGGUCGUGAUGCUUUGCUUUCUAACCUUAGGAUGGGGUCCGAUGUUUUUGAUGCCGGACGAACUAACGGUAACAAAGUUGGAGGCAUGAUGAUUAGGUGA